Drosophila erecta is the source of this 4425-nucleotide messenger RNA. RefSeq lists its product as uncharacterized. The transcript has 6 exons. Gene Ontology annotation, molecular function: protein binding. The coding region runs from base 30 to 4289 and encodes 1419 amino acids. Lineage: Eukaryota; Metazoa; Arthropoda; Insecta; Diptera; Drosophilidae. The record is from RefSeq and is a predicted model, not a curated record.
GAAAACGCUCAGUUGCUGAAACGCGGCGCAUGUACACGUUGGUCAGGAGGUCUGUACGAACAUACGCACGCCAACUGCGAGUCGCGAUUCCACCCGAUCCUCCAGUCCCUGCCGGCAUGAAGAUCCGCCAGCUGCCGGCGAGCACGACAACGCUCUCGUUCCGGGCGAAACAGCGCGAUGUGGGCGGCAUUGGAAUGCCCUGCGAGCGGGAGCGGAAGCACGAGGCCGCCAAGCGGGAGCGGGAGGAGCAGCUGAAGCGGGAGCGGGCCACGGCGGCUGCGGCAGCGGCGGCACAGCGGGUGCGCCAGCAUAAUCGCAGGAUCAGCGCCGAGCGCGAUCCCGGCAAGCGGAGGAUGCCGCAGUCCAAGGAGCGACUCCAGGCAGCCGGCCUGGGCAGACCCGUGUUGGGCUGCACACCGAAUGUGCCUGGAGUCUCGAGGGGAUCAGCAUUGGCGCUGGGAGUCGGACCACCCGGACCCGCCACCCGCACAGGAAGAGCAUCCAAAAUGCUCGUACCUUCGCCUCAGAAUCGGAUUGAGGAGCAGGAUGACUCCGAUGCCAGGGCCGAGCGGCUGAAGGAACAGCUCGAGGAACUGGCCGCCAUGUCUGAGCAGGAGUUCGAGGUGAAGUUCCGCCAGUGGCUGGACCAGGAGGGGAUUGCCCGGGAGAUGCACUCGCACCUGCGGGUGGAGCUCAUCCACUGCUUCAAUAACACGGCACUCGGCCAGCUCUUGAGCAAGGCUGCUGGCGUGCAGAUGGCCCACUCCCACGCCCUGCUCCUUUCGCCACUGGCAAUGGUGCUGCACACGCUGGUGGCGGAGUUCCUGCACUCCCAGAACUGCCACUUCACACUGUCGGUCUUCUGCAGCGAGACCCCGCAUCGCAGCCAGCUGCCCGACUUCAGGAGUCGGCCGGAGUUUCGAUUCCAGCCGGAGGAGCUGCGUACUGUCGUGGCCGCCAUCCUGGGAGAGGAGGGUGCGUUAGCGGAUCCGGAAUUUGGACAGUUGGCGGAGGCCCACUACGAGGAGGAUCUGGCUGGGCAGACGCAGUGCUUGCUGAUGGCUGUAAUGCGAACGCUGGUGGAGAUCAGGAGGACUGUGCCCGCGCAGGAGGUGGAACAUCCGGUCCCUGUGCCUCUGCACGACACUGCCUGUCAAACGGAGCCCUCCGCCUGCGUGGAAGCUCGUCCCGAGGUGGACACCACUUGUCUGUAUCAGGCGGAGGAGCACGAGCUGAUUCUGGGCGCCGAUGGCCGGAGUGUCUUUGUGGGCGGUCGUGUCUCGCAAUCUCUGCAUUCCGUGGAGCGGCAGCUGAGUCAGUUGAUGAAGAAUCUCCGCCACUUGGCCAAGUCCUGUGCCCCGCCCGUCGAGGUGAUAUCCUCGUCUAAAUUCGAGGAUCUGCUGAAGAAGGAGCUGCGCGAAAGGGAGCGACUCCUGAAAGCUGGCCAAGCCUUCAAUCCCGCCGACGCGGUCAUCAAAAUAGCCACCGGGGACAAGGGAGAGAAGCCGGUGGUCACCAGUGGCCGGAAUAAGAACAAUGUGGUUUACUCCGACGUGGGACCCAUUCAAGUGCCAGCCCUGGAUGUGGCCAUUCCUCAGCUGCCCCGUCUGCACAGCGAACAACUGGCCAGUCUGGCCAUGAUCCGCCAGGCCCUCGAAAAGGUCCAGAAAAAGACGCGUCAGCCGCAGGGCCGCAUGUACGUGUCCAUGGAGCGAAUGGAGACCCUGAUGGGGGAUGUGUGCGGCUGUGUGCAGCUGCUCGGCAACGUGCUCAAUCUCUCCAUGGAGCAAGAGCACUCUGUGGGCAUGCACAAGGGCUUCAAGUUGGGCUACCGCGAGGGCUUUGCCCACGGUCACUUCAUGGGCGUGCAGGAGGGUCAGAAGCUGGAGCAGAAGAAGCGGCGAAUGGAAAGGCCGCCGCCCGAGAAGCGGGAAACCUCCGUCCAAACGGAGAGCAUGACACCCACCGCAAGCAGGGCAACCCAAACAUCGAGGAAGCUGGCUCACAGGGAAUCUGUCAUCACCCAAACGGAGCAGAAGCAAUGGAAGGAUGCGGGGAAUCAGGCUACGCUCGACCGGAAACCCUCACAGAAGUCCUACGAGCAGUGGAUCCACGAGAUGCUGCACAGCUCCAGCGGUCAGGUGUUCCUCGAACGGGUGGAGCUCUCCCUCAACAAGGCACUGGAGCUGCAAAAGGAGCGGCUCAACGAACUCUACCAGGUGAAGUUGCGACACCAGGCGGAGAUGGUGCGUCUAAGCACGCGGCAAAAUUCCUGGCGGGUACUUUGCAAGCGUGUGGAGCGGGACUCGCAAUCGUCGUCGGAGGCACGCGACCUGGUGCAGAAGAUCUUCCGACUGCUGGAGCACUACGAGUCUCACCACCACCAGCUGGCGGAGAAGAUCCAGCAGACGGAGUUGGCAGCGGACCAGGCGGCUCGCAUUAUGCCCAUGUGGGCGGACGAAGGUGGCGGGGGCUCCGCACCUGGCAACUGGAACGCGGUGAUACUCAACACGCCCAUUUCCAAUGGGGUCUGCACUCCGAGUCCGGCUCAGCCUGCCACGGAUGUAGGUAAGCCCCAUGUGGAGCAGCACACAUAUCCCGGCCUGGCAUUGUUGGCACUGGCUCCGCCAGGUGGAGUUCCAGUUGCAGGCGCCUUCGUGCCCGUUACUCCCCGACUUUCUGCUCACCUCCUAGCAGAUGCUGAGCCCCCUGCUCCUCUGGUCCCAGUUGUGCGGCUCUGCAGUGAUCCUGCGAAGAAGGCGAAACGACCUGUUCCUCCGAGUAGCGUUCCAGCAGCAACCGACAGUGUUCAUCCUACAGCCAGCGAGACCAAUGCUUCCGCAUUCCGAAGUGGCGCCGUAUCUGGAGAUCUGCGUCCAGCUGACAGUAGAAUCCAAGAUCCUGCUACUCCAAGACAGCCGUUUUCUGCUCCUUUAUCUGUGCCUGCUCCUCAAGAUCCUUCACCACCUGAGCCCAGUGUGCUGCCCUCCACUGCAGCACAGCAACCUGCGUCAUCUGAUGAAGCGGUUCCUCCACCAGGACCUUCCCAGUCUUCUAUUCCUCGGAAGCCGUCUAUGCACUCGGUGGCCACCAACACCACAACUCCACUGCCUCCAAAAGUGGCUCCUCUCAAGCCGUUAAAUAGAAAAUUCCCAGAAGGACCGAGCUUCGAGGAGGCUCUGCUAAGUGCCAAGAGCCGCAUGCUGCAGCUGGAACAGGAGAGCGAUCUGCUGGAACAGAGUUUCCUCAGCUACAUGGAGAAGACCAACUCGAAGACAGCCGCCCAUAGGUCCACGGAGGAUGCCUCCAAGACCCGGAGGAUCCGCUCCAGGUGCCUGCGGGAACGAGAGCAGAUGCAUCGCACUAUGGACGGUUUCCGGGAUUGGCAUCGACGUGUUCGCAAGGAGGACGCAGCCAGUGUGGAUCAACUGGAGCAGCUGCAGAGCCAGCGAGUUCUACCCGGCGCCAUCUUGGACUCCAAGGCGUCCUCGCCGCUGUGGCUAUCGGAACUGGACGAGGGACACGAACAGGACAGCUAUCCCUUUACGAAUGCCAUCACCGAAGCCAGGAACAAAGUGCUGGACAAGAUAAUGCCAGUCGGCAGGGCGGAGGAGCAGAAGGAGAAGCGUGCCGUUCAGAAGAAUUGGCUAGCCAAUCUAGCCGAUCUGCCAUUGCAGACUCCUGAAGCUGAGAAUCCGAUCAAGCCGCCGAAGCUGGAUCGCCUACAAGUCAGUAUGGCGCCCGAUGGCGGUGAGAUGAACUUGCUCCUCCAACGGGCCAAAGACGCCCUCGGCCUGAGAGCACCAAAUCCGCUGCUGGACAGCAGCAGCAGCAGCAGUUCCAGCAUGGAGCUGCCCUCCUUGACGGCCGGCAGAGCGCCCAGUACCAAGUUCCAACAGUCCAUGGCCAGGAUGCAGUUGCUCUUUGGCGGCGCAGAGGCAAUGCGACCAGCCGCGGCUUCAGUCGCGCUCGAAAUAUCAGGAAGACCUGUAAGCGCACCCACCGCAGCAUCGGGAUCGGGAUUGGGAUUGGGUGAGCACUUGGUGCUGCCGAAACGCCCCCACACGGCGCCCACUCUGCACACAAUCAGCGAAACGGAACCAGGCGCUCAUCCUUUGGAUUCCUACACAUCCAGCUCCUCGCAAAGCACUUUGCCCGGAAGAUCGCCGGGCGAAGCUUUCCAGGAUUUGGUCACGAGCGCCGUGGCAGAUGGAGGCCGGCGGCGAACGCGGGAGUCUGGUGCGGAGGUUUCCUACAGCCAGGCGUUCUGGAAACGCAUAAACCUGUAAAGCAAUCCGGCAGAGAACCUCCAAGACUCCAAGAUUUAUGUUUGUGGUUGUGCAUCCCAUGUUCAACAUUAAAUUGUAUCAUUAGAACCAAUGUCAAUAGUUUAAGCCUUUUUUUUAUCAUAACGACAGCAAUCAA